AUGGUGGAUUUCAGGAAAAGCAGACCUCACCCGCCCUUUUACAGCAACGGGAUCUGUGUGGAGAGGGCCUCUGCUUUGAAAUUCCUGGGCUUGCACCUGAAUGGAGACCUCACCUGGAGAACCGACACCGCCACACUGAUCAAGAAGACCCAGCAGCGAUUCCACUUCCUCCACUCCCUCGCCAAGGAGCUGCUGGUGUCUGUGGACACAUUGCAUCCCUGUGUGGUUUGUCAGCUGCACUGCUCAGGAAAAGACAGCUCUACAGAGGAAGUGUUGAUUGCUGAGCAGUUCUUUAUCAUAAUCAUGCAGCAAGUUAAAAACUUUUCAGUGGAAUACAAUCCCAUUGACAAAAACAAUGUGUUCACCAGUGGUGAUUACAUUGCAGGACGAAUUACAUUUGACGUGACACAGGACUGCAAAAUAGGUUCACUCUGGAUCAAGAUGAAAGGAAAAGCGAAUGUGAAAUGGACUGAACACUAUGGAAAAACCGUUGUAGUAUACCAUAACAAAGAGAAAUACUUUAGUAUCAAGACUUUCGUCAUCCAGGAUGGUGAAGGCAACAAUAUUGUCACUCAAGGUUGCCACAUGUACCCCUUCACGUUUCAAAUCCCCCAACAAGACCUGCCGUCUUCAUUCAAGGGCUCAUGGGGCAAAAUCAAGUACACUUUGGAGGCAAACCUGAGCAGGUCAAUGAGACUGGACAGCAAAGCCAAGACUCACUUUACAGUCGUCCAUAAAGGAAGCAGGGACCCGGCCUUCAUGGUUCCACAGCGCAGCAUCAUUGAUAAGAAAAUGAACCUCUUUUCUUCAGGCACAGUCAGCAUGGAAGUGACUAUUGCCAAAACUUGCUUCCUCCAAGGGGAAGGCAUGAAGGUGGUGGCCUAUAUUCAGAAUAGGUCUUCUCGAGGUGUCAGGCCAAAGUACUGUUUGUAUAAAAAGUACAGUUAUUUUGCAAAAAGCAAAAGGCGAGUUGAAACCAAAAACAUCCUAAAAGAGGUGGGCGAGUCCAUCCCACCUUUUACGGGUCACACUGUCAUCAGAUUCAUCACCAUCCCUCUCGCUACAUGCGCAUCCAUCUUCAACUGCAACAUCAUCAAAGCAGAAUACCGGCUGAAGGUGUACCUGGAUGUCAAGUAUGCUUCUGACCCAGAGAUCAAGUUCCCAGUUAUCAUCCUACCAGCUUUGCAGGGAUCUGAUGAGGAGCAUUUGCCCACAAAUCCUGAAUUUGAAGCAAAUUCAAAAAUGGGUGCCACAUACUUCAUGCAGGAGCCAACAGCUUCACUUCCUAGAUUUUAG
Molecule: messenger RNA, 1296 nt
Organism: Dunckerocampus dactyliophorus (ringed pipefish)
Lineage: Eukaryota; Metazoa; Chordata; Actinopteri; Syngnathiformes; Syngnathidae
Product: arrestin domain-containing protein 3-like
Exons: 7
Coding region: 1-1296 (431 amino acids)
Biological process (GO): protein transport
Cellular component (GO): cytoplasm; plasma membrane
Molecular function (GO): methyltransferase activity; 2-oxoglutarate-dependent dioxygenase activity
Source: RefSeq, a predicted model, not a curated record